Hemicordylus capensis (graceful crag lizard) is the source of this 2749-nucleotide messenger RNA. RefSeq names its product transmembrane protein 79 (gene TMEM79). The coding region runs from base 304 to 1491 and encodes 395 amino acids. Lineage: Eukaryota; Metazoa; Chordata; Lepidosauria; Squamata; Cordylidae. Gene Ontology annotation, cellular component: lysosomal membrane; trans-Golgi network membrane. The transcript is spliced from 4 exons. The record is from RefSeq and is a predicted model, not a curated record. Gene Ontology annotation, biological process: regulated exocytosis.
GAGCAGGUUUGAAAGUCCAAGGGAAAGAACGAAAGCCGAGGCUGGGAAUUAAAGGGAAAAGCCACCACCAGGAACAGCCAUCCCUGGACUGGAUUGACGCCCCAGUGACCCGAGCGGGCUUGAAUUCCUUUCCGAAGAGCAAAGACCGUGGCUGAAGAAAUUAGAUGAGCCUGUUUUUGUGGAAGUUUACCUCCUUUCCCAGAAUCUCUUGUCUUCUUGGAUACAAAAAGUUGUGAGGAUAAGAAGAGAUUUCAGGCACGGACGGCCAAGCUGGCACAGCCCUGAGAGGGUUGGAGCCCCAAGAUGGCCACCGUUGUGCCUGUUGACGCUUCUGAGGAGGUGGUCAUGUUGGUUCUGGGAAAGGACCUGCCCAGGAAUGCUGGGACCCAUAACUACACCCAAGAGCCCACCUCUGAGGACUCUGAGGCCACCCUGCCAUGGAGUCAAGACCGCCACGGUUCAAUCGGUGAGACGGUGAUGAUGUUGGAGGCGUCCGAGACGGACACGAGGCCUAGUCCUGAAGGAAGCAGGGGAGAGGCCAACGUAGGUCCUUCUGUGGAUGACGAGGCCUUCCGUGAAUCCCCCACCACAACCAAGGAGGAGAAAGAGGACGGCAACGAGAUGCCGGAAGCAGCGGCCCACGUCUUUGUCCCCAUCAGCCCCUGCUGCAUCGAGCGCAGCCCGACGGGGGACGAGAAGAAGAGGAAGCUGCAGGAAUACGAGGAGGAGAUUGUGCGCUGCGAGAAGGAGAAGGACGAGCUGGAGAAGCAGAGCUUCGUCAACCACUACUACUCGGCCCACUUUGACGACCUGCCCAGCCACGACGGGGAGCGGGGCAAGUCGCUGGCGGAGAGGUUCGGCUGCCUGCUCUGCCGCAACUGCAACUCCGCCAACCUCAAGGCGGUGGCCUCCAUGGUCGGAGCCAUGAUCAUUUUCCCGUGCCUGGUGUACGGCGCGUAUGUCUUCCUGCCCUUUGACGCGCCCCUGAUGCCGACCAUGAGCACUCGCUUGGUCUACACCCUCCGCUGCGGCGUCUUUGCCACUUUCCCGAUCAUUCUAGGUAUGGUGGUGUACGGCGUGUCCCGCCUCUGCUUCUCCUCCGUGCAACCCUUUGCGGAGCAGCGUCGGGAAGUGGAGAUCCACCGGCGUUUCAUCUCUCAGUCGGUCCGCCUCUUCAUCCUCUACUUCUUCAACAUCGCCGUCCUCUCCACUUACCUGCCCCAGGAAGCCCUCAAGCUCAUCCCUCUGCUCACCGCACUUUUUGCCAUUUCACGCCUUCUCUACUGGUUGGCGUUCGCCAUGGGACGCUCUUUCCGGGGUUUUGGCUUUGGGCUGACGUUUCUGCCCCUCGUCACCAUGCUCCUAUUCAACCUCUACAGCAUGUUCAUCAUGGACCCAGAGAACAUGUUCAUCACGGCAGGUGGCACCGAGGAGGAUCCCUUGGAGAAGGGGCGUCAGAUGGAUGCCUCCAAGCCUAGAAUUUGGGGUUGAAGAACAGGCUGAGCGCUGGCCCAAAGGGGAAACAGCUAACAUCUUUGUUGGCUGGCAGUUGUGUUGCCUUCAGAUGACUGACUGACAGGGGUGUCAAGUGGCAUGCAGUUCCCCUGGACCCAGAGCCCUGAAAUUUGGCACGCUCACAGACUAGGACACCCCAGGCACCGGAAAGUUCCGAACACACUGCUGUUAUCCCUCAGAAUGGGAGGCCAUGUUAGGAGGCCAUGCUGUAGCCCAAAGUAGUCUGGCUACUGCACACUAGCCCCAAAGUUGGAAUCUGAAACACAGGGAGACGGGAACUUCUCCCAGCCACCUGUUGGGAAAGGUGGCAGAGAAGAACAUUCGCAGGUCUCUUCCGAGAAACUGGAGUUGAUGUGGUGAAGCAGCAUACCUCUGAAUGUUCGCAGCUUUUCCAGGCCACCCGAAAUCUGGUAGCCACGUGACUCGAUACACCAGAUCAGGGGGCAUUUUUAAAGGAGCUGUCAGGAUUGGGGGGAUGAAGUUGUCCGGGGGUCAGCAAAAAGCAGCCCAAGCUGGACAUGGGGGUAGAGCAUUGGGUGGUGGGAUUCCCUGGAUUUAGAGCUGGAUUUAGAGGAGGGGGCACUCUCGGUGGAACAGCUGGGGAGGGGAGGGGAGCCAGAAGGCCUGGCUCCUUCUUAUAGCUGCAUCCGCUCCAACCCUCAUUGCAGUUCCACUCGAACUCAAGCCAAGCGGUAAAUUUGUGGAAAUCACAAGCUUUUUGACGCAGGAGUCUUUCCCGGCCCACCUGGAGGUGCUGCCAGGGAGGGAACCUGGGACCACCUUCAUGCAAAGCGGUUGCUCAGCCACUCCAGAUGGGCAUGUGAAGCUGCUACCUACUGAGUCUGACGCUUGGCCCGUCUAGCUCUGGACUGCCGACACUGACCGGCAGCAGCUCUCUCCAAGGUUCCAGGCAGGGGUCUUUCCCGACCCCUGCCUGGAAAUGCUGCCAGAGAGUGCCCCUAGCACCCUCCCUGAAGUGCUAGUUUUCUGGUGCAGGGGGUUAUACUUUUUAUUUUAUUUUAAGGUAGGCACUUUCAACCCCGCAACCCUCUUCCCUGCAGCCUGAAAAUGAUCAAGGUGUCCUUGGCGGGUGGGGGGGGGGCACAAGUUGAGCCUGAGGCAGCCGUUAAAAAGAGAGGGCAGGGGAUCAGAGAGAGUCUCGGCUUCAUGAACAGAGAGACGGAGUCCGGAUCUUACUGUGAAUGGCGACGAAUAAAGACGGAUUGUCUUCCAA